UUCAUAUAAGAAAUUGCUUUGUCGAGCAUCACUAUUUUUUUUCAGAUCAAACCUUUCUUAAUUAUCACUUCUUCUAAUAGUCUUAUACAUAAACCAUAUAUACUCAACCAAGAGUCAGAGAGAGAGAGAGAGAGAGAGAGAGAGAGAGAGAGAGUUGGCAAUGGCGUCUCUGAGAUUAUCGUCUCUGCUCAGUGGGUCCUUCUCUGCUUCCUUGUUCUCUCUAGGCAGAAACUCUAAAUUUGGGAGGGGCAUCAGUAGGUUUAACACUGCUGCUUCACUUGAAGUACCUGUCACUCCAUCAGUUCAAAUAAAUCAUACACAGCUUCUAAUCAAUGGACAAUUUGUAGAUGCAGCAUCAGGAAAAACUUUUCCAACUCUUGAUCCAAGGACAGGAGAUGUUAUUGCUCAUGUUGCUGAAGGUGAUAAAGAAGAUAUUAAUCGAGCUGUAGCUGCUGCCCGAAAGGCAUUUGAUGAGGGACCAUGGCCCAAAAUGACUGCUUAUGAAAGAUCAUGUAUUAUUUACCGCUUUGCUGACUUGUUGGAAAAACACAAUGAUGAGAUUGCAACACUCGAGACAUGGGAUAAUGGAAAGCCUUAUGAACAAGCAGCAAAAAUCGAAGUACCGAUGCUGACACGGCUCAUGCGGUACUAUGCUGGUUGGGCAGAUAAGAUUCAUGGUCUUACAGUUCCUGCUGAUGGACCUUACCAUGUACAGACACUGCAUGAACCUAUUGGUGUUGCUGGGCAGAUUAUCCCAUGGAAUUUUCCUCUUCUUAUGUAUGGUUGGAAGAUUGGACCUGCAUUAGCAUGCAGUAACACUGUUGUGAUGAAGACUGCAGAGCAGACUCCAUUAUCAGCUCUCUAUGUGUCAAAUCUUCUCCACGAGGCGGGUCUCCCUCCAGGUGUUUUAAAUGUGGUUUCUGGAUUUGGCUCAACUGCUGGUGCAGCUCUUGCCAGUCAUAUGGAUGUGGACAAGGUUGCUUUCACGGGAUCAACUGCUACUGGCAAGGUCAUAAGCUCACUGGCUUCAAAAAGCAACCUUAAACCUGUGACAUUAGAGCUUGGAGGGAAGUCUGCUUUCAUUGUCUGUGAGGAUGCUGACAUUGAUCAGGCUGUUGAGCUUGCACACUUCGCUCUGUUCUUUAAUCAGGGUCAAUGUUGUUGUGCUGGGUCUCGUACAUUUGUACACGAACGUGUGUAUGAUGAGUUUGUAGAGAAAGCAAAGGCGUGUGCUAUGAAACGUGUUGUUGGUGAUCCCUUCAAAACAGGCGUGGAACAAGGUCCUCAGAUUGAUUCAGCACAAUUUGAGAAGAUCCUAAAUUACAUUAGAUCAGGCAUCGAAAGUGGUGCGACCCUUGAAACUGGAGGUGAAAGAGCCGGCACCAAAGGCUUCUAUAUUCAACCAACUGUCUUCUCAAAUGUCCAGGAUGACAUGAAAAUUGCGAAGGAAGAGAUCUUUGGGCCAGUGCAGUCCAUCUUAAAAUUCAAGAACCUUGAUGAGGUGAUAAAAAGGGCAAACAGUAGUCCCUAUGGGCUGGGUGCAGGGGUCUUCACCAAGAACCUUGGAAUUGCCAACACAUUGAUGCGUGCGUUGAGAGUGGGGAGUCUCUGGAUUAAUUGCUUUGAUGUCUUUGAUGCUGCAAUACCUUUCGGUGGAUACAAGAUGAGUGGACAUGGCAGAGAAAAGGGAAUCUACGGCCUUAAUAACUACUUACAAGUGAAAGCUGUUAUUUCUCCAGUAGAGAAUGCAGCCUGGUUAUAAUCUCUGUUUGAUGUUAAUCUGUUUCAAGCAUGAUAAUAAGAUGCAGACUUGUUUGUAUUGGAAGCUGCAUGGCUUAUUGUCUUUUAUCCAAGUGCUUCUUUUUCUUCAAGGCAAGUGGUGCAUCCAUUAGAAUCUAUCUUUAAGCAAUGAGGGUAGAUUGCUUAUCUUGUUUAUUGUUAGAUGAUGCUAUACUUAAGAUGCAGAACCAUUUCCAUUGUGCUUCAA
This is a messenger RNA of Macadamia integrifolia, 1987 nucleotides long. RefSeq names its product aldehyde dehydrogenase family 2 member B7, mitochondrial-like. Lineage: Eukaryota; Viridiplantae; Streptophyta; Magnoliopsida; Proteales; Proteaceae. Bases 161 to 1762 code for a protein of 533 amino acids. The transcript has 11 exons. Gene Ontology annotation, molecular function: aldehyde dehydrogenase (NAD+) activity. The record is from RefSeq and is a predicted model, not a curated record.